Capsella rubella is the source of this 1890-nucleotide messenger RNA. Its product is annotated as putative cysteine-rich receptor-like protein kinase 43. Gene Ontology annotation, molecular function: protein kinase activity; ATP binding. The transcript has 8 exons. The coding region runs from base 1 to 1890 and encodes 629 amino acids. Gene Ontology annotation, biological process: protein phosphorylation. NCBI's taxonomy places the organism in Eukaryota, Viridiplantae, Streptophyta, Magnoliopsida, Brassicales, Brassicaceae. The record is from RefSeq and is a predicted model, not a curated record.
AUGGCAUUGACGUUAAUCUCAUCCUUGGCUGUUCUGAUGGCCUUAACGUUACAAAAUCCGUCAAUCUCCAUGAAAAUCUCUAGAACCGACGUCCUCGGCUGGAUUUGCAACAACAGCACCGUCUCCGACCUCGAGGCUUACCAGAGAUCGUAUCAGCACAGCCUCGACGUGAUCAGAGAUAAUAUGAGGCAUGUCAAAUUCGGGAUUCAUCAACACGGAGAUCCUCCUCAGAGGAUCUACGUUUUGUCGCAGUGUGUUAGCGAUCUCUCACCGGACGAAUGCAGUCUCUGUUGGUCACGUGCCACCGAUCUCCUCUUUCAAUGUUUUCCAGCCACGGGUGGUUGGUUUCACUUGGACGGUUGUUUCGUUAGGGCUGAUAAUUACAGCUUCUAUAGCGAGCCUGUUUCCCAUCAGGACACCAAGAUAUGUGGUAGUGACGAGGAGAAGUCUUCAGAAUUCAAAGGUUUAGUGAAGGAAGUGACCAAAACCAUUGUUGAGACGGCUCCAUAUAGUCAAGGGUUCUCGGUGGCUAAAAUGGGCACUCAGGAUUUAAUGGUUUACGGAUUGGGAAUAUGUUGGCGUACGCUAGACGAUGAGUUGUGCAAAUUUUGCUUAGCAGAUAGAGCUUUAUCAGUCUCUAGUUGCUUACCUUCCAAAGAAGGCUUUGCCUUGAAUGCUGGGUGCUACUUGCGUUACUCUAACUAUACUUUCUAUAACGAACGUGGAUUGCUUUCUAUGAAUUUGACGAAAGAAAAUAUAUUGCACAUAUUCGUUCUUUCUAUGGUGGGUGUCUUGGCUAUUGCAGCUGGAUUUUGGUGUGGGAAAUGCAUCUAUAUGCGAGCUAGUCCAAAAAAGAAGGUUAAAGGUAACUUCCUUGAUCUAAGACUAAAAAAGUUUCACUUGUUUGGACAUCUAAGGAUAGAGAAGGAGUCAGAGUCCAUAUGUAAUGGCUCACACUUGAUGAGCUUUGAGUAUUCAAGUCUUAAAAAAGCAACCAACAACUUCAAUGAGAGUUGCAAGCUUGGCGUUGGAGGAUAUGGUGAAGUCUUCAAGGGAACUCUGUCUGACGGUAGAGAAAUUGCGAUUAAACGGCUGCAUAUAACAGGAAAGACGCCACGGGAAGAGAUCCAUAAUGAAAUAGAUGUAAUUAGUAGAUGCCAACACAAGAACUUGGUCCGGCUCUUAGGUUGCUGCUUCACUAACAUGAAUAGUUUCAUUGUCUAUGAGUACCUCGCCAAUACAAGCCUUGAUCAUGUCUUAUUUAACCCGGAGAAGAAGAAAGAGCUCGACUGGAAGAAGCGGCGUACAAUAAUCUUAGGAACAGCAGAAGGUUUAGAGUAUCUUCACGAAACGUGCAAGAUAAUUCACAGAGAUAUUAAAGCUAGCAACAUUUUGUUAGACUUGAAGUACAAACCCAAAAUUUCAGACUUUGGAUUAGCCAAGUUUUAUCCAGAAGGUGGCAAAGACAUCCCUUCUUCCACUCCUUCUCCUUAUUCAAUUGCUGGAACUCUAGGAUACAUGGCUCCUGAGUACAUCAGCAAGGGAAGGCUAAGCAAUAAAAUCGAUGCUUAUAGCUUCGGAGUCCUUGUUCUCGAAAUAACCAGCGGUUUUCGAAACAAUAAAUUCCGGUCAGAUAACUCCCUUGAAACCUUAGUCACUCAAGUUUGGAAAUGUUUUGCUUCGGACAGGAUGGAGGAGAUGAUAGACAAAGAUAUGGAAGAAGAGAUAGACAGGAGAGAAGUGAGGAGAGUGAUGCAGAUCGGUUUAUUGUGCACACAAGAGUCUCCACAGCUUCGUCCAAAGAUGUCUAAGGUUAUACAAAUGGUUAGUUCCACGGAUUUUGUAUUGCCCACUCCUACUAAACCACCUUUCCUUCAUGAUUUCAUGUAG